AUGACCACUACGUUCUUAACCACGUCGCCGAUUCCUUCUGCUGCUGCCUCCGCUUCUGCCCCGGCCUCGGCCUCGUUCAAAGAGAAUGGACAGUCAACUUGCAAUCCCAUUGAAACUGCGACUGAUGAGUCAAAACCAAGAACAUUCACCUCGCAAGUCAAUUUCAAACCACAGCAACUCUAUGUAUCGACACCACUAUCACCUCCAUCAAAGGCCAUUCAUAAACCAUCACCCAUGACGACAUCAACGGUAGAAGCAACUCCCAGGCCUUCUCCGUUUUCAAAAAGAGUCUCCUUCAACAACUUGAACCCGGAAGACGACUCAAAUGUGCUCAGCAACCAACCAAUCUACAAUCAAGCUGGUAGCAACCCUAGUUCUCCUUCUUCUUAUUCCCAGUUUAAACGAAACAACAGUGGCUCAUCGGCUCAAAAUGUCCUGUCGCUAUUAUCAGGUGUACCGCAAGUGAAGAAACCAGAUAUUGUGCUAUCGUCAGUGUUUAUGACCAACGCCAACCCCAAUCAUUCUACUAGCAUUGCUCGCAAGAGAAGGUUAAAACUACCGAGUCCUCCAGAGAAAUCCAUCUUGAAAAAUCGAGUGUCACGGCAACAGUUGGAUUAUAAUGAACGAUUCCAGGGCAAAAUCGCAGAAGGAACAAUCAAUUACCAUGAAGAUGAUAUUGACAUUCAUGUUAACGAUAACGAUAAUGAUGAUAACGAUAAUAAUGAUAAUAAUAAUAAUGACGCAGAAGGAGAAGAUAAUGAUGAUGACGACGAUAAUAAUGAAGAAGCAAUUGAUGCUAGUGCCGAGGCUGGUUCCCCAAUCAGUGGACCAAUUGCAGCUAAACCUAGACGAAAAUCAUACGCGGAAAUGACCGAUGAAGAGUUGAUGGCACUAGAUCCGCAGUUUUCCAACUUCAAGUCCCGGGCAACCACGUUUGACUCGUUUAAAUUUGAUAACCAAAAGAUGUUUUACCGUGAAGAACGAAGAUCGUCGGCAACUCAAGUUGCUGCUGCUUUGAAACUGCAACAAAAACAACAACUGCAGCAGCAGCAGCAGCAUCCUUACCCAACAUCAAACGAAAACAACUAUAGAUCCAUUGCAUUAACUGUGAGGCACAACCGCUAUGACCAAGUGGACUUCAACAGAACUAUAGUCACGACAAUCUCGGGAAGAAAACACACCUGGCAUUCUCUUGACUGGCUAUUGCAAAUUAACAAUGUUGACGGUCUGGAACAACAACUGUCGCUGUUUUUGGUUGAUGGCGACCACUUGGUGGUUACCAGCUUGAUUUCCAAAGAUUACAUCAAGGAGUAUAACUGCAAGAGAAGGAAAUUGGCGUUGGAAGUCUACCUACAACAAAAAUGCACCAACUUGCUAGACUACCUCAAGGAGUACCUUGUAAAACUCGAUUUGAAAGUAAAGAUGACGGUGGAAUUUGUUAUUGAUGGUGACAUUAACGACUAUUACUCAUUUCUGGAAAAUGGCGUAAAAUUCAUGAUGCAUCAUGUCUAUAAACAAUAUCAACCAAACCUAUGUGUGCUUGGCAACAAGAGCUCCAAUUUAAAUUUCAAGUACCCCAUCAAGAUUAAGAAAUCGGCACACGACGAGUACAUGAUCAAGAUAUCGUCCUACAUUGUCAAAUAUUCGCCAGUUCCAGUGGUUUUGGUGGGGGGCUCGCAGCAUCAUCAAGAUUUAUUCUCCGCCAAGAGAAGAAGGAAAUCAGACGUUGAUACGCCAAAUCUCCCCAAGAUUACCUUUUCCGAUGUCGAGCAGGUUACAUCGCCAAUUUCCCCAAAGGACUCGUCUUUUCUUAUCAAACCUACAAUCACCAACUCCAGUGCAACUUCAAACAACUCGAAUUCUUCAAACUCAAACUCCUCUUUGGAUUCGUCUGUUGAAUCAUUUUCACCCAGGGAAUUGCUAACGAACAAUAACAACAUAAAUAGCAAAAAUAACGAGGAAGGUGAAGAAGGUAGAGACCCCGAGUUGCGACAAUUUGAUUCGCGGCCUCAACAUGAUAUCGAACCUGAAGAGCAGUCGGAAUUGGACAAAAUCAAGUCACUUCCCUUUGACUCGCCCUUGAAGCUCCAAAAAUGGAUCUCCUUCAUCUCAGACCAAUCAUACCAAGGGUCGGUCAAUUACAUCCAAGCCGUCAACUCCAAAGAUGACUCGCUCAAGAUUGACGACAAGAUCCACCAGAUUUAUAAAUCUCAGUCGGGUUGUGCUGGAGCUGGCAGUGGAGGUAGCGGUGGGAACAGUAGAGGCGGAAGUUUUAGUGGUGGCACCAGUGGCAUUUUAUCCAACACAAGUCGCGACGGAAGCGUUUCGCUGUCGACGGAUGGCAACAUUUACAAGGUUAAAUCGCUCAUCUCAAUUAAAGACGACGAAGAAGUGAAGAAGAAGCAGGAGUUGAGACGCAAGCGGAAUAGCAAUGGUGCCAGUAUUGGUUCAAACAUUCGCGGCAACAGCAGCAAGAGCAGCUUAUCCAGUUGUGAUGGUAGCAAAGGGUCAUCCACCAAGGACAAGAAGACCGAAAAGAAGCCAGAAAAGAAGACCUCUUUUUGGAAGAAACUCGGGUUCAAGAAGUGA
This is a messenger RNA of Lodderomyces beijingensis, 2589 nucleotides long. The record is from the annotation of a GenBank genome assembly. Lineage: Eukaryota; Fungi; Ascomycota; Pichiomycetes; Serinales; Debaryomycetaceae.